Molecule: messenger RNA, 2046 nt
Organism: Phytomonas sp. Hart1
Lineage: Eukaryota; Euglenozoa; Kinetoplastea; Trypanosomatida; Trypanosomatidae
Source: the annotation of a GenBank genome assembly
AUGAUGAAAACUAGAAAAAAAGUUACUCACAAGAGUGACUUGAAUAAAUCCCUUCACACUAACAAAAGUCGCAAGCUUGUGGAGGACUACUGGCUAUCGGUGUCAAACAAGAAGUAUGAACCACCACUCUAUCACACUUUUUCUGACCGCUACGGUGGAACUCAAGGCAUUCCCUUUGCAGCGCGCAUCAAUGUUAGUUCCAUUUUAUACUCACAAAAGUUGGACCCCAAUCACAAUAAGUUCUCAACUGCUAGUUUCAUAGCCAAGGCAAACUUAGCUAUGUGUGAGGGCAAUUAUGAAGAAGCGCGAAAAUGUCUUCAGCACUCACUCACAUUCCUCCAAAACAUGGAAGGCGGUCUCACCAUCAAGGACUUGACUUCGUCGCGGGUGGUCUCAGGAACGCAGACCGAUUGCGCGACGGAAGUCGCUGAGGUGCUCCGGAAACUUGGGACGGUGUCAUUGAUCCUCGACGAGGUUGAGGGGGCAUUGGAGCUUUUCAAUUCAAGUCUUGAUGCGAAUCCCUUUAUGCCGGAUAUCUAUGUUCUGCGUGCGUCUUGCUAUGAGAGGCUCGGCCAGCCACGUGCUGCCCAUGAGGAAUUUGAAAAAUAUCUGAAGCUCAAGACGCCAUCUUUGGAGGUGCUUGCUCACUGUGGCAAGUGUGCAUUUGAAGCCGGAAUCCUCGAUUCAGCCGAACAUCACCUUCUUCAACUUUUAAAUUUGGCGAAACCAAUGCUGGGAUCUUCUCAAGAGGAUGAGGCCACUACUGAGAUGACAUCCUAUUAUGUUUCCCAUGCCAACUUCUAUCUAGGCUGCUUGUGUGAGACACGCGCUGAGGUAAUUAAUUCUUCUACGACAGAUGCCAAUGCGGUUGUUUGCCUCAACAAGAAGGCCCGUACGCACUUUGACACCGCACUCGCUAAUCCCUUUUUCAUCGAAUCCUAUGAGAGCACAUUAGAUUGGGCGGUAACCUCCAAGGACUAUGCGUUUGCACUUCACAUUUUGCAUCACCUUCAGCGGAUGUGGCCUGAUAAAGCGGAGUACUGUUUGCGUGUUGCGCAUAUCUAUCAUUUGUGUAAUAACUCAGUUGGUGAGGUUGAGGCCUUGUCUGAGGCUCUGGAUCGCGCACAAGGGUUUUCGCCACGCCGUAUCACUCUUCUCACACGCGGAACGGUGUAUUUAGAGAAGUUAGGCAACUUUGAGCGGGCUAUUAGAGAUUUUACGCUUGUUAUUGACCUCCCAACCGACAACCCACAUGAUCAAUGUACCCCAAAGGCUUUUAUGAAGCGGGCUGAAGCAUUUCGGGUGCGCUUCGCCCAUAAAAGUUCCCGCGAGGACUACGAAGCUUCCUUGCAAGACUAUCGCAGUUUUUUGCAGACCUCCGGUAAUUCCAAUAGUGUCUGUAUGGCCUCCUCGGUUAAAAAGAUUGAGGGUCACAGCAGGUUCACCACUUCGGAGGUUUGUGACCCCCGCACCGUCACGGACGCUUUGCUUAUUCUCGCUAACGGGACCUUUCAUCGGGGUCACUUCUCGGAGGCUGUGAUGUUCUUUGCGCAUGCUGUCAACCGUGGCUGGUGCCCUCACCCGCCCUCUGUGUGCCACGUGGUGGGGGAUGAGGCCUCAGGCGACGCUACACACUGGGUCCCUGGGGGCCCGGUUCCUAUCAAGGAAAGCCUUUAUUGUCAAAUGUACAUUGCCCUUGCCAAUCAUGUCAUUGCGACGCAUCCGAUCAGCGAAGAAUUAUUUAAAGUGUCUUACGCACCCCGGGAAUGGAUGACAUCUUUGGGCAACACUACCAGUGUGGAUACGAAAAAGAUAAAGAAUGUUGAAAGAAAAGAGGCCGAUCGUCCCUCAUUUGCUUCGCCAUUGUUGUCGUAUUACCUUGUUGAUUCACGCUAUUGUGCACUACGGUCACUGGAGCCGACAAUGUUUUCUGCAUUAGAGGGAGCAUUUCUUAAGAUAUGGGAACCUUACCGCACAGAGGUAGAGCGUGUGCGAGAGGAUAUGACAAAUGCAAAGGGUAAAAGGUGGAAGCGCCAUGCAGGCUAG